GUCACUUCGCCCAGACACUCACUGAGAGUGUUGCAGAUAGGACAUCAGCGCUAUGGAGGUCUUCAUGGAGGCAGUUGACUACCUUGAGUCACAGCAUAUUCCAGUGGAGGGUGUAAGUGAGCCAAGUCCUGAUCCACUGCAGGAGGAUGUGUUCCCAGAGGUGGAUGUGUUCUCCCCCCUCCAGACAGAGAGCAUGGACCUGCCCGACACCCCUGUCCUGCGAACCCCUGAAGAGAUGCUGGAUAGGAGGCUCAUGGUGCUGAAAACUAUGCUGGACAGUGAGAAGAUCUACCUCAACGAGCUGGAGAGACUGUUGACGCCUAUGAAGGCUCUAAAGGCCACAGCAGGGACGUCUCAGCCGGUUCUGUCCAGCCAGCAGGUCCAGACUGUGUUCUACCAGGUGCCUGAGCUCAGAGACCUGCACAGAGACUUCUACACUGGCCUGAGGGACCGCCUGGGGUCCCUGGAGCCACAAGCACACCCAGAGACAGUCCAGGGGCCUGGGCCAGGGCCGGGGCCUGGGCUGGGGCUGGGGGAGGGGAAAGAGCAAAGCCAAAGCGGCUACCAGCUAACGGUUGGAGACCUCUUCCUAAAGAUUGUGAGCCAACUAGUUGUGUAUCGUGGCUUCAUUGAUAACUAUGAGAGUGCUGUUGAGAUCGUGAGGCGCUGUACUCAGACUGACCAGCGCUUCAGGAUACUGGCCGAGAGUAUGAUGUCUCAUAAUGGAUCAGACAGAUCUAAGACUAAAUACACCUUUGAGGCUCUCCUGUACAAGCCUCUGGACAGAGUCACCAAGACAACCCUUGUUUUGCAUGACCUGUUGAAACACACUCCCCAGCAGCAUAGUGACCACCCCGUGCUGCAGGAGGUUCUGAGACUGUCCCGGAGCUUCCUGUCUGGGGUCAACGAGGGAUCACAGUGCAAACGAGAGGUCACCCUCAGCAGAGGCAUGCGGCGUCAGCUGAUGCGUGAUGGCUUCGUGGUGGAUAUGUAUGAGGGGGGGCGUAACCUCCGUCAUCUCUUCUUGUACACUGACCUGCUGCUGUGCACCAAACUCAAGGGCGGGGCCCAAGGUAAGCAGGCCCAGUACAGGUUCUGUUGGUACCUGCCUCUGGCUGGACUGAAACUACGCUGGGGACCAGAGAUGGAGCGCACCACGGACACACACCAUCGCAUACACGCCAUGAGAGCCAAGAUGUACCUGCUUAGACACGAGCUACGACAGACAAUGAAGCCUGUCCUACAGAAGCCUGUCCUACAGAAGUGCUUGGCAGCUCGUGCUAUAGAGCGAAGCAGAUGGAAGAAGAUGGAGCAGCUUGAACUGAUGAUUCUCACACACUCUCCUCUCCUCCCCCUGGAACUACACAGCCCAAGCGGAAAGGCACGCACACACACACACACACACACACACACAAACACUCUCUCACACAAACACACACACUCACACUCACACACACACACACACUCACACUCACAAGCAUGUGUGUGUUCUUUUUCAGAACCACACUCUGAUGAUGUCAUCUCUCUCCAGCAGCGUGCCGACACUGGCCUCGGGGUUGGCCAGGAGGACGCAGAGCAGGACAUAGAAAUGGUUCCUCCAGAUCUGCUCACCCUAACCAGCUCCUGUGUCAAACUGAGAAUGACCCAACAGCCUCCCCUUCACAGCAUACUGCUUGAUGAGGAACAGUCUCUAUGUGGGACUCUUAGUGUAGCUGUUCACUCUGCCUGUGGACUACAACAGCCAGCCAGUGUGUAUGUGUGUGUGGAGGUGGAUGGCUUUGAGUUCUAUGAGCGCCAUGCCCAGACCCACUCCUCUGUCAGCAGCCUCAGCCCUCACUGGGACCAGGAGUUCUCCUUCCAGGUGGAUGGGGCUCAAAACCUCAGGGUGCUGUGUGUGUUGCAGCCAGAGGAAGGAGAGAGCUGUGAGGACCGAGUCGUAUGCAAGACCUCCAUACAGCUGGACCCAGGCCACCUACAGAAGCGAUGGAGGAGACAGACCCUCUCUCUAGGCCAGGUGGAGGUGACUCUGUCUCUAAAGUACUGCCCUCACCCUCUAGACCCGCCCUGUCUGGCCCCUGCCCAGCAACAGUCCAUCUUCUGCAUGCCCAUUGGAGCUGUGGCACAACAAGAGGGUGUCCUGGUGCCACAUGUGGUGCGUUUCUGUGUAGAGGAGGUGGAGCGGAGAGGACUGGAGGAGGUGGGCAUCUAUAGGCUAUCAGCAGCUACCAGUGACAUCACCAACCUCAAGACUGCUUUCAACACCAGUCUGCGUGAGGCAGUGUCUAGGUUGAGGUGUGUAGAUGUGAAUGCUGUCUCAGGUAUACUGAAGCUUUACUUCAGAGAACUCCCUGAACCCCUCAUACCGACAGAGCUGUUCCAGAGCUUCACCAAGGCAUUGGACAUCCCAGACCUGAGCUCCAGGAGUGUGACCAUGUUGUCUCUGCUCCAGUCCUGUCCCUCCGUCAACCAAAACACCUUCCUGUUCCUCCUCCACCACCUCAGAAGAGUAUCAGACAGACAGGAUGUGAACAAGAUGCCUCUGAUGAACCUGGCCACUGUGUUUGGUCCCAGUCUAGUGCGCCCCCCUGUGGCUGUUCUGGGGCAGUGCGGCCCGACAGUGGACAUCUCUCAGGAGGUGGUAGUGCAGGUCCAGGUUGUGUAUUUCUAUCUGCAGUGUGACAACCUGCCUGAAGCCCAGACCUGCAUACCACAUGACACAGAGACCACUGAGGAAGAUGAGACCACCAACAUAUGAACCUUAAACUCCUGGAAACAUCACUGUUGGCCAACAGAGUCUCAGGAGAAAGAGAGAGAGGGGACAUGUAAUCUACAGAUGUUGUAAAGAUAAAUACAUAUAUUUAUUUGUAAAGCUUUGGGCUGAUCAACCUGUCCUUUACUUUCAAUGCGGUACUAGGUCCUAGGAGGUAGAGAAAUGAACAGUGGGUGCACAUGGGAGGGUGUAAGGAGACAGUCGAUUUGGGGCGGCAGGGGGUUGGUGUGUGUCACACAGCGCAGAUGUUGUAAAAAGGUUAGGGGGUCACCUCCCUGGCUUGAAAUCCCAUCAGUUACGGUUCAAACCCAACUAGACGGAGUUCACACAUACACACUCAUACACACACCACCACCACAACCGCAACCACCCCAGCUGGGGGUCUCCUUUCAGACUCCAGUGCCGCACCACCUGGGCAGGGUGGGCUAAUGUUACCUCCCCCCCCUGCCGCCUUUUGAUCCCUAAUCCCACCUACCCCGGCCUACCGAUCCCUUCUCCCUCUCUCCCGCUCCCACCACGCAUUCCGACCGCCUCGGAGCAUUUCGGGAAGCCCGCUACAUGGCGUGUGUGUGUGCCUGCCAUAACAACAUCCAGACCGCGCCUGGAAACAAAGAAACGCGGAACCCUUGCCCUCCCCUAAGGCCCCUGGUGUCGUAAAUCACCUGUCCCCACUAACCCUGCGACUGCCAAAAUAAGGUUCCCAUUGUAGACUACAAAUACAUCAGAGUAGAGCUGGAGUCUGGAGAAGCUGUGUCUGAAUAAUAGAGGGGAAACAGACAUCCAUGACCAAAGGUCUAUAGUAUCUCUAUAGUAUCUCUAGGGUGGAGGGGAGGUGAAAUUUACCACGGCCAGGGCUAAGGAUAGGUAGGGGUGGGUUGGACAGGGCGAAGGAUAGGUAGGGGUGGG
Coregonus clupeaformis (lake whitefish) is the source of this 3676-nucleotide messenger RNA. RefSeq names its product active breakpoint cluster region-related protein. Bases 53 to 2755 code for a protein of 900 amino acids. The transcript is spliced from 22 exons. Gene Ontology annotation, cellular component: membrane. Gene Ontology annotation, molecular function: guanyl-nucleotide exchange factor activity; GTPase activator activity. Gene Ontology annotation, biological process: positive regulation of GTPase activity; signal transduction. The record is from RefSeq and is a predicted model, not a curated record. Lineage: Eukaryota; Metazoa; Chordata; Actinopteri; Salmoniformes; Salmonidae.